Molecule: messenger RNA, 1149 nt
Organism: Aspergillus heteromorphus CBS 117.55
Lineage: Eukaryota; Fungi; Ascomycota; Eurotiomycetes; Eurotiales; Aspergillaceae
Exons: 4
Coding region: 1-1149 (382 amino acids)
Biological process (GO): endoplasmic reticulum to Golgi vesicle-mediated transport; protein retention in ER lumen
Cellular component (GO): membrane; cis-Golgi network; endoplasmic reticulum
Molecular function (GO): ER lumen protein retrieval receptor activity
Source: RefSeq, a predicted model, not a curated record
AUGCUGAACCUGAACGUCUUCCGCGUGCUGGCGGAUCUCGCCCAUAUAUCCUCGAAAUGCGUCUUGAUAUGGGCUAUACAUCGGAACCAAAGUGCUGAAGGUGUCUCGCUUCUCACCCAGAUGCUCUACGCCUUGGUGUUCGUCGCUCGAUAUCUUGAUCUGUUCUCGAAGCAGGGAUGGAAAUACUUCUAUCUGGUGUUCUUCAAGCUCUUCUACCUCUUCUCCUCAUUCUACGUCGUAUACCUGAUGAUGAGGGUCUUCCCGCGGACCCGGGAGAAGGAGCGAGCAUGGAAGUUGGCUAUAAUGUCCGUCGGUGUCUCGCUGGUCCUGGCUCCCAUUGCCAUUGCCAUCUUCUAUCGUGGCUAUCCGGACCGCUGGUUCACGGAGACUUGCUGGGCUUUCUCUAUCAUCCUCGAAUCCGUUUGCGUUCUGCCCCAAUUGCUGCUCCUGCGACAGACCACCGUUCCGACCGUCAUCAACUCAUACUACCUGCUCAUGCUGGGCUCCUACCGCGCCUUCUAUAUCCUGAACUGGCUUGUGCGGGGACUGGGCUCUGAGGGCCACUGGGACGCAAUUGCCGAUAUCUUCGGUAUCAUCCAGACGGCAUUCUACAUCGACUUCGCCUGGGUCUAUUACUCCCGCCAGCGCGUGAAGCUCCGCAAUGGAGGGGUUGUUGACUCGGACGACUACCGCCACAGCUGGCUAGUCAGCAAGGUGCUGAACUUUCGGCAGCGCAGAGGGGUGGACGAGGAGCAGAACCUGCAUGACGGGGAUGAUGAGGAGGGAUUAGUCGAGGGAGAGAGACCCGGGAACAAUCGUUGGGGCGCCAGAGGGAUCUCCGUCUCCGCGGAUGACACGUUGGACAAUCGGCGCGCCGAUCCUCACGGAACGGACCCUGACGAGGGUCUAGAAGGGUUCCUGGAAGACGAGGAAGAUGACAGCCCGGAGUGGCAUGCGAACAGCGGAACGCCCCCAAGCGAUCCGCCGAGGCAACAGACAGCCACGAGUGAACGAAUUGCCCUCGCUCAUACCCAGGCCAAAUCCACACCCACCCGCGGACUGCGUAUUCCCGUCCCCGUCCCCGUCACCGUCCCCGUACCAUCGGAUCACUUGCUCAUCCGCAUCGACUCCUUCCAGAAGGAGGGCUGA